Molecule: messenger RNA, 975 nt
Organism: Megalopta genalis
Lineage: Eukaryota; Metazoa; Arthropoda; Insecta; Hymenoptera; Halictidae
Gene: Dpm1
Product: Dolichyl-phosphate mannosyltransferase subunit 1
Biological process (GO): protein O-linked glycosylation via mannose; GPI anchor biosynthetic process; dolichol-linked oligosaccharide biosynthetic process
Cellular component (GO): endoplasmic reticulum membrane
Molecular function (GO): dolichyl-phosphate beta-D-mannosyltransferase activity
Source: RefSeq, a predicted model, not a curated record
AAACUCGCGUGGUUUUGACGGUGCAACACUUGAUAAGGAAGAAGCCAUCCGUGCGGCCCAAACUGUCAAGAUGGUAGAGAAAGAGCAGACGAAAAAAGAGAUAAAGGAGUUAGCGAAAAAUGACAAAUACUCGAUUCUGCUACCGACCUACAACGAGGUUGAAAAUUUACCUAUAAUCGUCUGGCUUAUCGUCAAAUACAUGGACGAGAGUCUAGCGAACAUAUGCAACAUUCCAGCGAAUUAGAUUACGAAGUAAUCGUAAUCGACGAUGGUUCUCCGGAUGGAACAUUGGACAUGGGAAAACAGCUCCAAAAUGUAUACGGCGAAGAUAAAAUAGUACUGAGACCAAGGGAGAAGAAGCUUGGACUGGGGACAGCUUAUAUGCAUGGAAUUAAACAUGCCACAGGAAAUUUCAUUAUUAUCAUGGAUGCUGAUCUGUCCCAUCAUCCAAAAUUCAUUCCCAAAAUGAUAGAGCAGCAGAGGUAUCUCGAUUUAGACGUUGUUACCGGUACAAGAUACGCUCACGGGGGAGGAGUUUACGGCUGGGACUUCAAAAGAAAGUUAAUAAGCAGAGGAGCUAACUUCCUGACACAAAUCCUAUUGAGACCGGGUGUCAGUGACCUCACGGGAAGCUUUAGGUUAUACAAGAAAGAGGUAUUAGAGAAACUGAUUCAAUCCUGUGUGUCCAAAGGAUACGUGUUCCAAAUGGAAAUGAUAGUCAGAGCUAGGCAAUUCAAUUACACCAUAGGUGAGGUACCGAUCUCGUUCGUGGAUCGGGUUUACGGUGAAUCGAAGCUGGGCGGAUCGGAGAUCUUCCAGUUCGUAAAAGGUCUUCUAUAUUUGUUUGCCACCACGUAAACUGGAACGCGUGGCUCCCGGACAACAUUCCCCAAACAUAAUAAUCCAUAGAACACGUGUAGACUGAACGAUUGUGUACCAGCGAACGCUUUUAUAUAAUAAAAUUACCCUAUUAUA